Fusarium coffeatum is the source of this 1623-nucleotide messenger RNA. RefSeq lists its product as uncharacterized. The transcript has 5 exons. The record is from RefSeq and is a predicted model, not a curated record. Bases 1 to 1623 code for a protein of 540 amino acids. Lineage: Eukaryota; Fungi; Ascomycota; Sordariomycetes; Hypocreales; Nectriaceae. Gene Ontology annotation, molecular function: RNA binding.
AUGACCGAGCCAGAGAACUUCGAGGACGAUCUCUUCGCCGACCUUUACGACGACAACGAUGCCCCCAAGCCGGCCCCUGCGGCUGCUCCUGCGGCAGCACCAGCGCCAGCAGCUCCCCCUGCCCCAGAAGUGCAGCCUCCUACUAACAGUCAUAACGACGAUGAUCACAACGCUACAUACCAACAUCAGGAUGUCGGAGGUGAUGAACACAUGACUCAAGAUCAGGAUGAUGACGACGAUGAUGUUGAUUUCAAUCUCGGCGGGGGAGGCUAUGGCGGUCACACAGGCCAGUCUGGCAUGCAUGAUGAUGCUCAGACACCUCCUUAUGGAACCGUUCACAAGGCAAGUGCCAAAGAAGAUGGUAAAAUGUUCAUUGGUGGUCUCAACUGGGAAACUACCGACCAAUCUCUAAGAGACUACUUCUCACAAUUCGGCGAAGUUGUUGAAUGCACUGUCAUGAGAGACAGCAGCACAGGACGGUCACGAGGAUUCGGCUUUCUUACCUUCAAGGAUGCCAAGACAGUCAACAUCGUCAUGGUCAAAGAGCACUUCCUCGACGGCAAGAUUAUCGAUCCCAAGCGAGCUAUUCCUCGAGACGAACAAGAAAAGACAAGCAAGAUCUUUGUUGGUGGUGUUAGCCAAGAAACCACCGACCAAGAAUUCAAGGAGUACUUUGCUCAGUUCGGCCGCGUCGUGGAUGCGACUCUCAUGAUGGACAAAGAUACUGGCCGCCCAAGAGGUUUCGGCUUUGUCACAUUCGAGAACGAAGCGGGUGUCGAUGCCUGCAUCAACGUGCCCCUAGAGAUCCACGGAAAGCCAAUCGAAGUCAAGAAAGCCCAACCCAGGGGCAACCUUAGGGAGGAAGAGGAAGCUUCGCGACGUAGCAAGUUCAGAAAGGACGGUGACCAGUCGAGCCAAGGCUCAAUGGGCCAGCAGAUGGGCAACAAUGGCAUGACACCCCAAGUCAUGGCCCAGUACUUCCAACGAAUGCAGCAAUACUUCACCAUGAUGCAGUCUCAGAUGGCUAUGAGCAGAGGAAUGUCCAUGAACCCUGCUAUGUGGCAAAACAUGAUGCAGAUGCAACAAAUGCAGCAGCAGAUGAUGGGAGGCAGAGGAGGCGGUGGCGCCAAUGCUCAGAACAUGAUGCAGAACAUGAACCCACAGAUGGCCCAGCAAAUGCAACAACAGAUGCAGCAGAUGAUGCAGCAGCAGGGUCAACAAGGCGGCCAAGAUGCUGGAUCUGACGUUGCUAGUCCCACUGCAUCUGCUAGUGGCGGUGCUGGCCGUGGCUACGAUAACUACAGCCAAUAUCAGCAGCAGCAGCAGCAGCCUCAAGGAGGCCGUCGAGGAGGACGCGGAGGAGGUUAUGGCAACCAUGGAGGACAUGGAGGCUACAAUAUGGGAGGUGGUGGAGGAGCUCCUACUUCAUGGGAAGGCAUGUACGACGAUGUCCCUCAACCCGGUGGCUUUAACCGCGCUGGUAGUGCUGGCGGAAGCUCUGAUCCUCAACAUGCGCCACCAGCCAACGCGCCCACCGGCCCCAAGAACGCUGGUAAGCCAGGAGCCAACUACCGCGGUGGUGGACGAGGAGGAAAUCGUGGAUUCCACCCUUACUCUCGAUAG